AUGACUUCUCACAACCAAAUCAACGCCACGCAAGAUAUCGUGCAGCAACUUCCCGGAGAGGUUGUAGCACACAUUGCAUCGUACACCGACAACGAAAGCCUCAGCAACCUUCGUCUUACCUCCCAGGACGCUGCUGACAAGACAGCCAGCGAAUUCGCCAAGAGACACCUCAAAGUUCUUGAUCUGAAGCUGCCAGUCACCAAAGAGGAAUCAUUCUCUUCCGGCCUACCUUGCCCCCUAGUAGACGAAGAGUUCUCAACCACGGUCAAAUUCAUCGAACAGAACGACCUUGGCGGUUACGUUCAGCGCAUCACCUUUUCCGAAGAGUCUGACCAGGACGACUUUUCCAUCGAAUGCAGAAUUCGUCUCCGAAUCUUCUUUCUCCAGCUGACGUCUCUCCGUGCCAUCUCGGUCAAAUUCCAGUGCGUACCAGCCGCGAAAUUCUUCCUGUCCUUCCUCGCAACUGUACCGAAGAUUCCUCUCACGGAACUCAACCUCCAUGGCGCCUCCAUCAACUCGGCCUCACAGCUUAUGCCUGUCUUGAGAAACUUCUCGGCUUCGCUCAAUCGCAUUCAUUUCGAAGGUGUACGAAUGCCUCGUAAAGACUGGAUUCGAGUUUUCAACUACAUCCGCGAUGGAAUGAACGUCAACCGACUUUGUUUGUACAAAGUCCAAGCGACCGAAGACAAGGAUGAUGAGAUGUUGCUGGAUUCUGUUUUGCCGGAAAAUGAGCAGUAUUAUGUUUGUGAUCCGGAAAGCAAAGAAUGGUGGCACAUUACCAAGGAGUUUACCAUUAUGCAUGGGCAGGCUGGAGUCAAGGAUGGGCUUGGUGAUGUGAUCACAUUGAUGGAACGUGUUUCCUAA
Molecule: messenger RNA, 864 nt
Organism: Cercospora beticola
Lineage: Eukaryota; Fungi; Ascomycota; Dothideomycetes; Mycosphaerellales; Mycosphaerellaceae
Source: RefSeq, a predicted model, not a curated record